GUCAAGUCGUUAUCUUACUGCUCUGCAGUUGCUUUCAAACUGUUUGUUGCACCAUUUAUGUGAUUCUGCUUUCCUAAUCAUUCAUCGUGUCCACAGAAGGCAACGAGCUAGAAACCGGUGGUCAGACCAUGAUCAGUGACGAGGAUCUAACGCCCGAGCUCCAGCGGAUCGCCGAAGAAGAGCUCGGCGAGACGGACGAAUCUCGAGUGGACGCGUUAGCAAGGCUCAAUCAGCUGCUCGACGAAGACCCGAAACUAAAUGCAAGACGAGACUGCCGUUUUCUUCUACGCUUCAUCCGUGUAAGGAAAUACAAUGUCGCCGCAGCACUGGCGACUGUCAAGGCCUAUUACAAGAACCGUGCGGCAUAUCUUUCCAUCUACAAUAAUUUCCUACCUUCAAACGCAAAGCACGACGCAAGACUUAUGUUUAUGAUCCUUCCACAUCGAGAUAUCCAUGGACGGCGAGUCGUGUUGAUGAAAGUAGGUUCUUGGAUACCGAGCCUCGUUAGUCACUGCGAAGCUCAGCAGGCAUAUUUUCUGCUCCUGGAGUAUCUGUCAGUGGACGCCUCGUCACAGACUGUUGGAAUCUCCGUGGUCAUGGAUUACAAAGAGCUGAGCAUGACUAAACUUUUGGCGCUGAACAUCGGUCUGUUGAAGCAAUGUGUGGAAUUUACGCUGAAAUGUAUGCCAGUCCGGCUGAAAGCGAUCCACAUGGUGAAUCAGUCGUACAUUUAUGACAUGCUGAUGGCAAUUGUCAGGCAUCUGCUCAGCAGGAAGUACGCCGAAAGGAUCCACCUUCACGGAACAAACUUUGAAGGACUGCACAAGGAACUGCCCGCUGAUACGCUGCCGGAAGAGUACGGAGGCAGCGGGCCCGCCUUGGACUUCGAAGCCUUUUGGAGUCUCGUGGUUGCGCAAGAACCGUCCUUCGUUGAAAACAAUGGCUACGGAUAUCUCAAAACAGAGAAAAAAGGAGCGAAACUUGUGAAGGGAGCAACAUAGGAGACUACCGUCGUCUGUGCUCCCCUCCUGUCAUGCUUGUUCGCAAGAAACGCGAAAACUAACGAAGAGACACCGGUAAAGCAACACAGGAACCCGUUUGAACCGACAAUAUGUUUUGUAAGAAUCUUUGUGUUUAUGAAGUUAAUUUUGAGUUGACACACUAAAA
Messenger RNA from Ixodes scapularis (black-legged tick), 1167 nucleotides. Its product is annotated as alpha-tocopherol transfer protein-like. The record is from RefSeq and is a predicted model, not a curated record. Gene Ontology annotation, molecular function: phosphatidylinositol bisphosphate binding. NCBI's taxonomy places the organism in Eukaryota, Metazoa, Arthropoda, Arachnida, Ixodida, Ixodidae. The transcript is spliced from 5 exons. Bases 129 to 1001 code for a protein of 290 amino acids. Gene Ontology annotation, cellular component: membrane.